GGUAGAGCAGAGAAAGCACAGGACAGGAGCCUCCUGCAGUGUGCAGAUCUUCAAGAUGCAGCGCAUCUACAUGCAGAGCAAUGAGCACUUUGAAGUUUUCACCACCGUCCUUGCUCCACAAGGGAGGUAUCGAUACAGAGCAGAAGCUGAAAAGAUGGUGGCGGUGAGCGGCUACAGGCCCGAGUGGCCGGACGAGCUGGAGCUGUCUCCGGGCGACGUCAUCCUGGUGCUGUCCAAGUACCAGGAGGAGCGGUGGUUCGGCCGGCUGCAGGGCGGCCAGCGGGGAUACUUCCCCGCCUCAUGCGUGAUGGAGCUGGGCCAGGCAAAUCCAAAAGCCCUCCACAGGAGGACCGCGGACGGGAACAGUAAACCCAUCAGAUAUGUAAAUGGACACAUUCUGCAGGCACUGAGGAGGGGGAGCAGAGGAGGAGGAGGAGGAGGUGGCGGAGGAGCAGCAGGAGGGGUGGGGCUGGACGGGGGCCAGGUUGGACGAGAGGGCCCCUUCCUGGUGCGGAGGCCCCAGAUCCCUCCACCCCAGCCCGUGGCCUCUCACCCUCAGAUGCACAGAUCUCCAAGUUUGCUCUGCAGGAUCUUGUCCAAGUGCCGGAAAAAGAGUGAAUGCCACGGAGCCACCAAUAAGGCCUUCGAAGGCGACUAAGAAGCUUUUUUUUUUUUUGUCCUGGGUGGCUGAGCAGAGUUCAUUUUGUUGGGGCUACGUUGGGGGUUUGAUGGCUUAGCAGAUGAGCUUGUAAAAUAUGCAAAUUUAAGUAUCAACUGUACCAAUAUCCUGAUGUGGGCGCUUACUUGUGCUACACCAGGUUGCUGUUGAUUUUCUUACUUUUAAGAGGAAAGCAAGAAGUUAAAUUGCUAAAUGUUAACCCACCCUAUUAGUGAUGUCACAGAGGUUGUUUUAAUCAUUACAUCUGAUGGACAAUGCAUGUUGUGACAUCGCUCAUGUGGGGGUUUGGUCCCAAAGGCAAACCUGACAGAAAGCUUGAAAGCUGAGCAGAUGCUUAGUUUUUUCCCUUAUUUUAGCAAGAUAUCAAAUGCUAGACUUACUGUAAGCUUUUUAAAGUACAGUUUCUUGAAUGCAACAGUAUUAGUCGUUGGCACUGAAGGAGGCAGGAAGUUAUUGUUCAAUAAAAUCAAGAGGUUUUCUGUCAUAUUAUUGCUGUUUACUAUAAGAAAUGUAUUUACUUUUGUCUCUAUCAUGUCAUUUAAGUGUGUGACGGGCAAGUUAUUCUGGUGAUAAUGAUAAAA
Messenger RNA from Cololabis saira (Pacific saury), 1260 nucleotides. RefSeq lists its product as uncharacterized. The transcript has 5 exons. The record is from RefSeq and is a predicted model, not a curated record. Gene Ontology annotation, molecular function: protein binding. The coding region runs from base 56 to 658 and encodes 200 amino acids. NCBI's taxonomy places the organism in Eukaryota, Metazoa, Chordata, Actinopteri, Beloniformes, Belonidae.